Molecule: messenger RNA, 2814 nt
Organism: Aspergillus oryzae RIB40
Lineage: Eukaryota; Fungi; Ascomycota; Eurotiomycetes; Eurotiales; Aspergillaceae
Product: TMEM198/TM7SF3 family protein
Exons: 2
Coding region: 1-2814 (937 amino acids)
Source: RefSeq, a predicted model, not a curated record
AUGAAUCCCCCCGUGCGUGUCGCGAUUCAGGGCGCCUACCUCGUCGCCAUUUUCUUUACAGGAGUGACUUUCGGGGCGCUAUCGCUUGUAUUUAAGGAAUUAACAGAGGGGCUUGGCUGUCUUCUAGGCGGAUUCUGCAGCAGCAUGUGGCUUCUCUCCCUUAAGCCAGGCGGCCUUCUCACACAGACGGAUUCCAAAAGCGGGUUCAUCGGCGCUAUCUCAGUCGCAUUUUACGCCCUGUCAUUUAGCCACUACACCAGACCCUAUGGACUCAUGGUGUCGACUGGUAUUUCUGGAGGUACAGCUGUUGCAUUAGGGAUCGACUGCUUUAGUCGCGCCGGUUGGAAGGAGUUCUGGCUUUACAUUUGGGCUCUGAAUGACGACAUCUUUCCUUUGGGUACAAGUACCUACCCUGUGACUCGUAAUAUUAAAGUUGAGCUUGCCGCUACAGUCAUUAUUGCCGUCCUAGGUGUGAUCUCACAACUCAGGUUAUGGAAAGUAAUCCGACAGAGAAGGCAGAAAGAGAAUGAGGUUCGCGAAAAAGAGCUGAAAGAAAAUGAGGAGGCGGAGCUCGAGAUCGGGCGAAGGUUUGAAGAGAAGAAUAUGGAAGAGCGGUUAGAGUGGGAGGCCAGGCAUGGCAAUCCCGAUUCCGGUAUUCCAGAACUUGCAGACAAUUCGAAGAACGGAUGUCCUGCAGAUCACGCCGUUGAAGUGGAGAAAGGCGGUACACUUGACACGUCAAGUGUUGCAAGCUCUACUCAGGAGUCCUAUCGUUGCUCUGAUUGCUUAGAGAGGCGAGCGAAUGGUGAAUCUGCUUAUGCUGCUUCACACGCGAGUGAGGACAGUGGAGAUUCUCAGAGUCGACAACUAGAAGAUUCCACGGUGGGAGUCGAUACAGAAGACCAAGACUCCUCUACCGCUAGGGGAAAGGUCCCGCUCAAGGUGUUCGAUGGGGCAGCUGCAGCCAACAUCAAAGAUGACAACAGUUCAGAUAUGACAGCUAUCGUUGGAUCCGAAGCCGGAACAAUAAGAUCCAAGCGGCUUUCCGGCAGAGACUUGUUGGACAAGUUAUCUGCGAAAAAUAGCGCAAGGCUUAUGUCUCAAUCACAAGAAGCACUGGUCUCCUGCGAUGGUUCAUCUGUGCAAGACACCAUAGACGGGAGCUCUACCUCCGCCUCUGAUAGUCACAGCAAUGUGGAGGGAAAUAAUGUGGAAGAAGAAGAUGGGCCUGCAUCUAAUCCGGAAGAUGCCCCUGACCCCUCUGCUAUACAGGAAGCUAAUGGUAAGGAGACAUCCAGGUCUGAGAAAGAGGUUGAAAAAAGCGUCGGGGCGCCUAGCGUCUAUUCGCGGGGGGUGGACGAGCAAAAGUUCGGUGAAGUGGAACGAGAGAGGGAGGAGAAGCAAGAGAGUGCCCCAACAAAAGAAAGAGCUAGCGAGCGCCGCCCAUCACUAUCAUCGGCCCUGGAGAAGGAGAUGCCCGAGCCAAAACGUGGCGAGCAGUCCACAGAAAUGCCUCAAGAAACUGGAGUAACAGCCGAAACAACAGGGUCAGCAGACCAGAACGAUGGCAAGCCACAGGUCGUUGGGUCCAAUGUGAAUGGCUCGGUUCCAGACGAUCAAGUUGAAAAGCCAGUCGAAGUCAGCCAAUCAAGGGGGUCUUCGUCCAAGGGAUCCUCUCCAAAAACUAAGAAACCUGCCCCUGUCAAGCAGAGAUCUUCGAAGUCAGGAUCUGAAACCAAGACCAAGCCUAGGAAAGAAUCACCCCCGCGGCUGGAUAUAGAAACUGUAAAACGACUUCCACAACGAACAUCAAGGGUAGUACAAUCCUAUCGAACGAACGAGUGGGCUAAGCAUUUGGACGAUGCGGAAGCUCCCGAACCUGAACCGAUCGAGCCAGCCGAAGAGGAACACGAAGUCCCUGAUGAAGUUAAAGAGGCCGCUGCACCUGUCAAAGUAGAAGAACUACUGCAAACACCUUUGAAUGCGCAGCCACCGCCAGCUGUCGAGAGGCGUGUCUCUAUCGUCGAGCCGCCGGUUAUAAAUGAAACUAGCCAGAUGGCCAAUGACUCUCAGUUGCAGAUCAGCUCUCGAACGCAUAAGAGAGCAGCUUCCGGUCCAGCCGUCUUCCCGGAAACUAAAAUUGCUCAUGCUGCGCGUCCAGAAACCCAAGGCCAACCAGUUCAGGGAGUUCCUGAUGCUGUCAAUAUGUACGACGCUGUACCUCCUACAGUCGAUCCAGGGGUACAGCAGCGUGAAGAGGUCGAGGUUGCUAGACCUCAGUGGAAAGGGCCGCCCCCUCUCAUCGCAGUGCGCGAGGGCAUGAUGCGAAACAGGUUGUCGUCUAUCUCGCUCAGUGCUGACCCCUGGCCCUCGAGGUUCGCCCAAGGAGCCGAGGUUUCGCCCCGACAAUCAACUUUCCCCAUUCCUGAAGAAGCAGACGACAUGCCUCUAUCCCGACGUCGCACAAUGCUACAUCAGCAGAUGGCUGUGCAGUCUACUGUAAGCCAAGCUCCCACGAGAAGGAGUACACCAAGCCCACUUAACACCCCAAGUUCCUUGGCGGCAUGGCGGGAAUCUGUACGAGAAAAUGUACAUGACAGGCGAAGUCGGGCAGCCCAGAAGCCUCCGAUGACUAGCCAAGGGACGGGUGAACGGAAUCCAACCUCUUCCAGGAAGCUGCGGGGAAGAGCCUCGUCAGUCAAAGUUGAAAAUGCUAUUGCGGAAGGCAUGCAGCGAGGAGACAUGACAGACUUGCAUCGAGAAGCCUUGCGACGGAUGCAAGCCAUGGCCAAUCGAAAUGUAAAUGGCAAGUAA